GUCAACUGGUAUCUCCGUUACCGGUGAUUCUCGGGAGUUGUGUGUUACGCAAUGGGUACCAAAGAUGGUGUAUCAAUAGAUCAGAUGAGCGGUAGAAAGCAUGGAAUGAAGAAGUUAAAGUCUAAGAAGAAAGCAAAGGAUGUAGUAGAUGGUACAUCAAUGCAUAAGAUAAGCAAUGAGAAGAAGUUGAAAUCUAAGAAAGCAGAAGCUGAGGAGCAUGAGGAACAACUUAAGAGGCUUCAGGAAACUCAAGCUGAGUUUUUUGAGUAUAUGAAAGAGCAUGAUGAAGAUCUUCUAAAGUUUGAUGCUGCCGAGUUCGAGGAUGAUGCUGAUACUGAUUUGGAAGACACUGAGAAGCAAGGUGUUGAUGAAACCUCCGAGCUGGGAGUUGCAAAGAAAGUAAGCGAGCAGAAAACGAUUACAGCAGCCAUGGUUGAUUCAUGGUGUAAAUCAAUCCGAGAAGACGCUAAGCUAGGGGCAGUGCGUUCUAUCUUGAGAGCUUAUAGAACUGCCUGUCACUACGGUGAUGAUACCGGAGACGACCCAUCUGCAAAGUUCAGCGUUAUGUCGAGUGCUGUGUUCAAUAAGAUAAUGAUUUAUGUUUUGAGUGAGAUGGAUGGGAUUCUUCGGAAGUUGUUAAGGCUUCCUGCAACUGGAGGUAUGAAAGAUACUAUUAUGGAACUGACGAACACAAGGCCCUGGAAGAACUAUAAUCACUUGGUUAAAUCAUAUCUCGGGAACUCACUUCACGUUCUGAACCAGAUGACUGAUCCAGGGAUGAUAUCGUUUACUCUCAGGCGUUUGAAACACUCAUCGGUCUUUCUAUCUGCCUUUCCAAGCCUCCUUAGGAAAUAUAUUAAGGUUGCACUUCAUUUCUGGGGAACCGGAAGUAGCGCCAUCUCUGUUGUUUCGCUGUUGUUCCUGAGGGAUUUGUGCAUACGCCUUGGAACUGACUGUGUGGAUGACUGCAUCAAGGGAAUGUACAAAGCGUAUGUGUUGAAUUGCCAGUUUGUGAAUGCUGUUAAAUUGCAGCAUAUCUCCUUUCUUGGGAACUGCUUCAUUGAGCUUAUCGGUACAGAUAUCUCUGCUUCAUAUCAGCAUGCGUUUGUCUUCAUAAGGCAACUGGCAAUGAUUCUACGUGAAGCGCUCAACACAAAAACAAAAGAAGCAUUUCGGAAAGUGUAUCAGUGGAAGUUCAUCCAUUGUCUUGAGCUUUGGACCGGAGCUGUUUGUGCCUACAGCUCUCAGUCUGAACUCAGACCAGUUGCUUAUCCACUAGCCCAAAUAAUAUCUGGUGUAGCAAAACUUGUUCCCACUGCUCGCUAUAUUCCCCUUAGACUAAGAUGUGUUAGUAUGCUGAACCGGAUUGCUUCUUCUACUGGUACCUUUAUACCCGUCUCAAUGCUUCUUAUGGACAUGUUAGACAUGAAAGAACUCAAUAGACCUCCCACUGGUGGUGUUGGAAAAGGUGUCGACCUACGUACACUACUGAAGGUAAGUAAACCGGCAGUGAAGACAAGAGCGUUUCAGGAGGCAUGUGUUUAUUCUGUAGUGGAGGAACUUGUGGAGCAUUUGACUCAGUGGAGCUAUUCCGUGGCUUUCUUUGAGCUUUCUUGUAUUCCGACCUUAAGGCUGCGUAGCUUUUACAAAUCAACUAAAGCGGAGAGGUUUAGGAAAGAAAUGAAGCAACUCAUUAGUCAGAUUGAAGCUAACUCAGAGUUUGUCAACAAGAAGAGAGCGUCGAUAAAUUUUCAGCCCAAUGAGCCUGCUGCUGCAUCAUUCCUUGAGGGUGAUAAGAAAGCAGGGGAAGGCCCUCUAUCGCAGUAUGCAGUGAUAAUCCGCCAAAGAGCCAAGCAAAGAAACGAAUCACUGGUGGAAUCAGAUGUUAUCGUGGGAGAGGAGUCAGCGGUGUUUGGGAAAAACGCACCAAGCAGCGAUGAGGAAGAAGAUGAAGCAGAUAGGAAUGAAAAGGGUGCUGCAGCUUUCAGUUCCUCCUGGUUACCAGGAAGUAACUCCAAAGAAAAAGAAUUGGAAGAAGAGAAGACAGUUAAGAAGAAACGUAAGAGGAAGAGUAAAACAGAGAAGAAGCAAGUGGAGGAAGGUGUAGGAGAAGAUGAUGUUGUGGAAGAUUUUGUGUUGAGUUCUGAUGAAGAAGACGAGGAUGAUCUGUUUGAUAUAGAAGGAGACAAAGAUGAGGAGGAGGAUGCAGAAGACGAAAUUGCAGAGCCUGAGACGAAGGCAUCUAAUAAGAAGACAAAGGGCACGUAUAAGACGUGGCAUAAGAAUUACAAGAAGACAAAGAAGAAGAAGCCUCGUGUAGCCUAGUCUUUUUUGGUGUUAAAUUCAAUUCUACAAAAUCACCUUUUGUCGGAUAUUUUGAAAAUCAUCAUUAAACAAAAUUUUGGGGAAAAGAAAUGAAUAUCUGCGAAUUUUUCUAGUCUUUAAAACAGAAAGUUUUGGAUGUACAUUGCGGAUAUUGUAUACCAAGUUUAGCAUGCAUGUAUAAGAACAUAGAUG
Messenger RNA from Eruca vesicaria subsp. sativa (arugula), 2517 nucleotides. Lineage: Eukaryota; Viridiplantae; Streptophyta; Magnoliopsida; Brassicales; Brassicaceae. The record is from the annotation of a GenBank genome assembly.